Amphibalanus amphitrite is the source of this 1686-nucleotide messenger RNA. It is a transcript of the gene Rpt6, whose product is annotated as 26S proteasome regulatory subunit 8. Gene Ontology annotation, biological process: proteasome-mediated ubiquitin-dependent protein catabolic process. Lineage: Eukaryota; Metazoa; Arthropoda; Thecostraca; Balanomorpha; Balanidae. Gene Ontology annotation, cellular component: proteasome regulatory particle, base subcomplex. Bases 299 to 1513 code for a protein of 404 amino acids. The transcript has 8 exons. The record is from RefSeq and is a predicted model, not a curated record. Gene Ontology annotation, molecular function: ATP binding; proteasome-activating activity; ATP hydrolysis activity.
AAAUUGCCAGGCAACUACUUAUUUACUUGCAAGUUGCCUGGCGAUAAGCUUGAUUGAUGACAAACUUCUCUCACUGUGAACACUAGACGAUGAUUUUUAGAAUUGUGUCGGCUACUGAAAACUCCAAAGGCCGACGAGUUUUUGAGGGCCUUGAGUUUUUGGUUCUUUGAGUAUUUGAAGUUCUGAAGAGAUAUUUAUGAAGUUUGGGUCCUUAUCUUUCUUUCCGUAAUUUUCGAGUGAGUGACAUUUGAUAUUGAUUGACCCUCUACUUUUAUUUGUCACUGAAUUUGCGGUGGCAAUGGCUCCACGCCCGGAGAAGAUGGACGUGGACAGUGGCAAGGGUGACGGCCUGAAGCCGUACUACAUUGCCAAGAUCGAGGAGCUGCUACUGGUGGUGGCCGAGAAGAGCCAGGACCUGCGCCGUCUGCAGGCGCAGAGGAACGAGCUCAAUGCCAAAGUCCGUCUGCUGCGGGAGGAGCUGCAGCUGCUGCAGGAGCAGGGCAGCUAUGUGGGCGAGGUCGUCAAGCCCAUGGACAAGAAGAAGGUGCUGGUGAAGGUGCACCCCGAGGGCAAGUUCGUCGUGGACAUCGAUAAGAACAUCGACAUCAACGAUGUGACGCCCAACUGCCGGGUGGCCCUGCGGAACGACAGCUACACACUGCACAAGAUCCUUCCGAACAAGGUGGACCCUCUUGUCUCGCUGAUGAUGGUCGAGAAAGUUCCGGACAGCACCUACGAAAUGGUCGGCGGUCUCGACAAACAGAUCAAAGAGAUCAAAGAGGUGAUCGAGCUGCCCGUCAAGCACCCGGAGCUGUUUGAGGCGCUCGGCAUCGCUCAGCCGAAGGGAGUGCUCCUCUAUGGGCCGCCCGGCACAGGGAAGACGCUGCUGGCGCGCGCCGUUGCGCACCACACUGACUGCACCUUUAUCCGCGUCUCCGGCUCCGAGCUGGUGCAGAAGUUUAUCGGCGAGGGCUCGCGCAUGGUGCGAGAGCUGUUUGUCAUGGCCAGGGAGCAUGCCCCGUCCAUCAUCUUCAUGGACGAGAUCGACAGCAUCGGCUCGACUCGAAUCGAGUCGGGCUCCGGUGGAGACUCUGAGGUGCAGCGAACUAUGCUCGAGCUGCUCAACCAGCUCGACGGCUUCGAGUCGACCAAAAACAUCAAGGUGAUCAUGGCCACCAACCGUAUCGACAUCCUGGACUCUGCGCUGCUGCGACCGGGCCGGAUUGACCGAAAGAUUGAGUUCCCGCCCCCGAACGAGGAGGCGCGCCUCGACAUCCUGCGCAUCCACUCGCGCAAGAUGAACCUCACCAGAGGCAUCAACCUGCGCAAAAUCGCCGAACUGAUGCCCGGCGCAUCGGGCGCAGAGGUCAAGGGUGUCUGUACGGAGGCGGGCAUGUACGCGCUGCGCGAGCGGAGGGUGCACGUCAACCAGGAGGACUUCGAGAUGGCCGUGGCCAAGAUCAUGCAGAAGGACUCGGAGAAGAACAUGUCCAUCAAGAAGCUGUGGAAGUAGUGGAUGGGAGGAGGGACCGACCGUUCCCUGCCGGCGCCCCUGGACCGGCGGGACUCUCUCAUACCGACGUCAGCCGUCGAUCUGUGUUCGGGCGGUCUUGUAACGCGCUCAGCUGCGACAACAUGCUUCUCUAUUGUCAUCGCUGGAUUACAAUAAAUCACACUGUGUCUAAA